AUGACUUUUCUGGCCUUUUGGGCUUCCUCCUUGGCCUUGGCCUUCGUGGCUUUGGUCCCCCUGAACGCGGCCCAGAAAUCCUUGCCAACCGGCCCCAUCAUUGCUGCCUGGCAAAACUGGGGAGCCUGCAAUGAGACUCAAACCCUUCAAGCUGUGGAGAGGGGCGUGAACGUAGUCUUCUGGUUCAGCACGAACCUGGUGAAAGAUGAUGGACAGCCGAAGAUUAAGGGACCCAUCCCAGACCUGGACUGUGUGGCCAGAGUUCGCCAAAAGAUCCUUGCGAAGAAUCUUCCCACGGCUCAUCUUAUCACCGUUGGGGGUUGGGAUGCGCCACAUCCUGAUACCGCUUUCACUGGUGCCGAGUGGUUUCAAGCUUGGCACGACUGGAAUCAAGCGUUGCCAAUGCCAUUCGAUGGUUUUGAUUGGGACCUUGAGGGCAAUGAUGAUGUCAAGUCUGAAUGGAACGUCUUCAGCUCGAAGUGCUUAGAGCUUGUUGUCGACAUGUCAGCUGCCGCGAAAGCUGCAGGGUAUUUAGUGACCAUGGCACCUCCGCAAACAUACUUUGCUUCGACCGUGACGGAUUUCAAUCGCUACCUCAACAACUCCAAUCCCGACUAUCAUCCGGACUUCCACUACCGGGGUCGCAAUGGCUACGCCUACAUGUGGGCAGCUGCGCCUCCGGGAACUUUUGACUUGGUCUCUGUUCAGUUGUACGAGACCUAUGCACCUGCCAUGCAGGCGCUGUCUGAAGGCAUGUCUGGCGUGGAGUACCUGCGAAGCUGGGCAGCCGAAUUUCUCAGCGGAUGGACCAUCAACUUCAAUGAUCCCACGCUGAGACUGCAAGGGAAUGUUCCCAUCAUGGUACCGCAAAGCAAGUUUCUCAUAGGAUUCAGUUUCGGAAGUCCUCCAAAGUCAGCCUUCUUUUGGCCAGAAACAGCAGAAGUGGCCUACAUGACCGCACCAAUCCUUGAACGGCCUCGAGGCUAUGCGUUUUGGAACAUUGCCAUGGAGGACAGCCUGGCAAAUCACUCCAAUCGGAGUCUGAGUUUUGCAGCUGGACUGAACAGUUUUCUGCACGUGCGAGAUCCACUGGAGACAAAGGAAACGCUCAGAUCACUGAGAUCGCAGCGGAAGGUUCAGAAAGAACCCGCCAAGGUUCUGCGGUGCCUCUGCGCGUUGUGCAGCGAAGGAUUUCCGUUCCUGGGGGGUCAGGCCAUCCCAGGCCCCACUCAGGCUGUCGGAAAGUCCUUCCUGGGCGGUGGUGGGGGCGGGGUCAAUUCUGCCCUCAUGGCGUGUGGUCAAGUAUGCCGUUGGACUGGAGAUGUUGCACCAGUAUCGCUCUCCGAGGGUAGGCUCUAUGUGGAGGAGCGUUUGUACACCCAUCCAUUGUUUGAGUUGGCCCGCUCAGACACCAGCCGGGUGGUGGAUCGCAAUGGUGCCAGUACCAGGUUGAACACCUCCGAGCGUGACGAUCCCGAAGCGGCCAACCCUCAGGUUCAGUUCUCCGAGAUUCGCGCCUUUGCUGGGCAGGGCCGGUCCUUAAACCAGGCACCGCCAUCGUCAACUCCGUACCAGAAUAUGGGAAUGCCAGCGGAGUCUCGACAAGCAUGGUUGAAACGGAUGGAGGAGGAUCAAGCUCAACGGGGCAAGACAGUCAGAGAGUUGGAGGACGACCGGCUGAUGCAGAAGCGUUGA
This is a messenger RNA of Cladocopium goreaui, 1695 nucleotides long. The record is from the annotation of a GenBank genome assembly. Lineage: Eukaryota; Dinophyceae; Suessiales; Symbiodiniaceae.